Messenger RNA from Colletotrichum truncatum, 588 nucleotides. RefSeq lists its product as uncharacterized. Lineage: Eukaryota; Fungi; Ascomycota; Sordariomycetes; Glomerellales; Glomerellaceae. The record is from RefSeq and is a predicted model, not a curated record.
AUGACAGCCCUGACGUUCAGCGUCGCAGCCAUCGCAUUCUGGAUGCUGCGACUGCGCAGUCCACCACUGCCCGUGCCUAUCAUCACCAGUCCCGAUCACCCCACAACCAUCACCCGAAUCUGCGACGUCUAUAAGGACUACCUAGCUUUUAGCUCGGCAACCAGGGUUCAGACGCUAUACGAAGCCCUUGGAUUGGACGCGACGCAGAACCCAGGGAUCGGGGAAGUCUGGGCGGCGUUGCGGGAGCGCGUGGAGAGUGAUUACUAUGCAGACAGUGCCCCGGCGGAUGACGGCACCAGCUCCGGCUGGCAGCAUGAAGAGAAGACCCAGGAGGGAGACGGCAAGGGAAAUGAAGAGUCUGGAAACCAUGUGGCAAACGGCCAUGGGCUUCCGCCGUCCCCACUCCCGCUCCCGCCCUCGCCGCCGAUCAAGCCCAAGGCCAGCGAGGUUUGGGCACAGAUUGGUGACGUGUUGAUUGACACCAACCUGCGCACCACGUACGACCAGGCCUUCAUGUCCGUACUGACGGGACUUGGAGUAGAUCGGACGGUGGCGCUGAGAAGAAUAUGCCGGUUGGAUGAAGAAUAG